AUGCCUGAAUAUUUUAAUCGAAGUUGCUCUAGGUGGGAUAUAAAAGAUUUUUUAGAGGAAUAUGAAGACAAUGAUUUAAGUGAAAAAUUAGGUAUUUACCUUAGAUCACUUGAGGUCAUCGCCGAUAACGAAGAAGGACAAAGGAGUAAACGAGCAAAAGAGUUGCUUCUAAAAUAUAGAGAGAGGGUUGUCUUACGUUCAAGGCUAGAGGCUGACCCGAAUAAUCGGCCCGAUCGUCAAAAAGCACGGAACUUGAAUAAUGGACAUAUGAAUGGUAGUGGUAACCCCUCAAUUAGCAUCAAUAAUUCAACAGUUUCUGGAAAUGUCCAAGAAUUAUUUCGAAGAGAAAAACUACCGUAUGUAGAACAAAAUAUUGAGGGUGAAGAUGAUGAGUUACUUAAAUGGCAACAACAUACUCUUCAACAAUUGUCUAAUGGAAUUGGUUAUCCGUCUAAGCAAAAUAUUCAUAAUAUACUUGAUGUAGAAUCAAAAGCUUCCAAAUUACGCCGAGGGUACGGCCGAUGCCCUGACUAUAAAUUAAAUAAUAAAGAUGGUACACGCACGGGUGUACUUGCUGAGAUAACGAGCCCCAAACGUAGAAAUGAUGAGCCAAAAAUAUAUUGGGAUAUCUACCGAGGAGUAAUAAACGCAAAAGACGAAAUAGACCAGGAUAUAAGACAAAACGAAAUAUGUCCGGAUGAAGCAAAGAGAAUCAUCAUUUUCAUCGUCGGAUUUAAAAUGAGUGUAUGCAUUUUAGACCUUUUGUCACCAGGUAUAUAUAUAUAUUGGCAGAAGUAG
Cetraspora pellucida is the source of this 798-nucleotide messenger RNA. Lineage: Eukaryota; Fungi; Glomeromycota; Glomeromycetes; Diversisporales; Gigasporaceae. The record is from the annotation of a GenBank genome assembly.